AAUUGCUACUCAUCUGAGUGUGUGUUCUCCCACGCUGCUCCAAGAACUGGCAAUUGUCUCACGAAUUACCGGUAUUCAGAGUUCUGCCCCACAAUUUCCAUCAAAAUGGAGAAGAAAAACGGACACACAAUGAUCAAUUCGGUCUCCACCGACGAAAUCUUGGAGAAGAAUGGAAAGAAGAAGAAAAGCUGUAAAGACAAGUUGAUGAGAUUUUUGAAUAGGAAUAUGUUAGUGAUAAUGACGGUAUCUGGAGUACUAGUAGGCGUAGGGCUCGGAAUGAUGGUUCGGAAUAUGAACCUAACCCGGGCGCAGAUGACUUAUUUUGCUUUCCCCGGUGAGAUGCUUCUGAGGAUGUUGAAGAUGAUUAUCCUUCCUCUGGUCGUGUGCAGCCUGAUCUCCGGUGCCGCGAGCCUGGACACGCGCUCCCUGGGGAAACUAGGAGGCAUCGCGGUCUCCUACUUCUUGGUGACCACCCUCAUCGCAUCCGGAAUCGGUGUGUCCCUCGCCUUCAUUAUCAAACCGGGAGUCGGUGCCGGGGCUCUGAACACAAAUAAUCUAGGUCUCGAGAGCGUCAAUACCAACAAGGAGACCACGGAUUCGUUUUUAGAUCUUGCAAGGAAUUUGUUCCCAGCUAACCUUGUGGCUGCAGCAUUCCGUUCUUAUGCCACUGAUUACAAGAUGGUCGCUGUGGGAAACGACACCAAUGGAACCAUCCUCUACCAGAAGGUUCCUGUGGGGACAGAACCAGAUGGUAUGAACAUCUUGGGCCUGGUUCUCUUUGCCAUGGUGUUCGGGGUGGCACUGAGGAAGCUGGGAGAGGAGGGGGAGGAGCUCAUACGCUUCUUCAAUGCUUUCAAUGAAGCCACCAUGGUGCUGGUGUCCUGGAUCAUGUGGUACGUCCCGUUCGGCAUCAUGUUCCUGGUGGGUAGUAAGAUAGUGGAGAUGGAGGAUGUGGUUCUGUUGGUGACCAGUCUGGGGAAAUACAUAUUCGCCUCCGUCCUGGGUCAUAUCAUCCACGGGGGGGUCGUCCUGCCUCUCAUCUACUUUGGGUUCACACGCAAGAACCCCUUCAGCUUCCUGUCCGGCCUCAUCACGCCCUUCACCACCGCCUUCGCCACCUGCUCCAGCUCGGCGACCCUGCCCUCCAUGAUGAAGUGUGUAGAGGAGAACAACGGAGUGGACAAGCGGAUCAGUCGUUUCAUCCUUCCCAUCGGAGCCACCGUCAACAUGGACGGGGCGGCCAUCUUCCAGUGUGUCGCGGCUGUCUUCAUCGCUCAGCUCAACAACAUAGAGCUCAACGCCGGCCAGAUCUUCACCAUCCUUGUGACAGCCACAGCGUCCAGUGUGGGCGCAGCGGGCAUCCCAGCCGGGGGUAUCAUCACCAUCGCCAUCAUCCUGGAGGCUAUCGGCCUGCCCACCAACGACCUGUCACUCAUGCUGGCCGUCGACUGGAUCGUGGACCGCACCACCACCGUAGUGAACGUGGAGGGAGACGCCCUGGGGGCGGGGAUCCUCCACCACAUCAACCAACAGGAGAUGAAGAAACAACACCUGGGGGAGGAGCUAGCGGAGGUCCUGGUGGAAGCGGUGGCCAACAGCCAGGCUGACGAGGAGACCUCCCCGCUCGUCACGCACCAAACCCUGAGUUCAGCAGGCGACCAAUCCCCCAGGGAGACCGCGGACGCCAUUGAGUCUGUCCUGUGAACUCGUAAAACAACUGUGAAUUCCGUCUCUAUGGUUACAAUCAGUGGUGGCUGGUGGCACUUCAAUUCGGAGGACGGGCUCAUAGCAAGGGCUGGAACGAAAUGAAUGGAAUGGUAUCAAAACACAUCAAAUAUAUGGUUUUCUUUGUGUUCGAUGUAAUUACAUUCACUCCAUUCCAGACAUUAUUAUUAGCCGUCCUCCCCUCACCAGCCUCCUCUGGUGUCUAAGGUUACGAUGCUGCUGCUGCUACUCCUGACACACGACUGAGUCAACCGAAUCGUCUGUGAAUCGACUCUGAAUCAACUCUGAUCACCUUUACCAUACCUCUUAAAACAGUUCAUGAGUUAUUUUACUUCUAGGAAAAAAGUGCCCAAGAUAAAGUUUGUUUUAUAUUGUGGUACUUCCUAUUUGGAGUAUUCUAAAAGUGUAUUUAAAAGCCACAAGAAGGUUAGCCUCGCCCUUGAGAAUGAAUCUUGCUCAAAUUGAAUCCAGGCUGCUUUCUGGUUUUGGGUGAGAGUGGUCUGUUGGACAUAGAAUCUAAAAAGGGAAUCUCUCCUAACCGUGACGUGGCUGUGACCUCACAAGGCAGAAGGGAAGGAGAAUCAUUUACUAACUGACCUGGAGUUUUCUGUUUGUUUUCUGUCGAUAGUCAACCCAGAACGUGAAACAUUAACCCCUCAAAUGACAAAAGUCUCUCAAAUAUUUUGGGUAAAUAUUGAGGAAGAGCCAGAGUUGACCUUCUGUUUAUGUACUAGAACCUACUGACCCAAUGGCCUACUAUGGUGCCUGUAUCUAAUAUUGGAUUUAGGACCAUAAGGAUCUGUGUCGAUAUAGUGCAGGUUCAAUUAGAGCAAAUCCUAACUUCUACUUAAGUUUGAUUUUCACUUUGUCUCAGAUUGACAUCAAUGCGUCACGUACCAAAUUGAACCCAAAUGUAACCCUUCCUGGUUAAAUAAAGGUAAUAAAUAAAUGCAUGACUAAGUGGACAUUUGCCUUAAAUGGAAGUUACAGUAGGAUUUACCCCUUAGGCAAUACAUGGAAAUAUGGUGGUGAGCACACUCCAUUUACUAAACUGUUAAAGUGCAGACCGAGGCCAACAAGGGCUGUCCUAUCCUUCUAUUGUUGUGAGAGUAGAUGUUGCCUCCAUCAGUGAUGUCCCAGGCCCUUGCUACUAUGGGUUUCAUUUACUGAAGAAACCAAACCAUAUGUUCUUUGGAACUUUUUCUUUUUGAAUUGAGAGGAAGCAUGGUCAGACGGGCUGUAUUACAAAUGGUACCCUGUUCCCUAUAUAGUGCACUUCUUUUAACCUGAGCCCAGCACCUUGUUCCCUAUAUAGUGCACUACAUUUUCCCCCAUAGGGCUCUGGUUAAAAGCAUUGAACUAUGUAAGGAAUAGCCAUUUGGGAUGACACAUGGGCAUUGAUAAAGGCAUGCUCUCAUUAUUGACUCAUAGUAUUUAUCUAUAUCCCUGAACAUGAAGGAAACUGCCAAAGUUGUUAAAACAGACUUUUCCUUUCGCUAGAUACAUCUAUGGGAUAGGUGUAUGUUUUACAAAUGACAAAAAAAAUGUAAUUUACAAAAUAAUAUUACAGUAGUGGUUCUGCUGCCAUCUAGUAGUGGCGUGGCGUAGUUCUGCUGUCAUCUUGUAGUGGUGUGGUGUAGUGGUUCUGCUUCCACCUAGUGGUGGCAUAGUGGUUCUGCUGCCACCUAGUGGUGGCGUGGCGUAGUUCUGCUGCCACCUAGUGGUGGCGUGGUGUAGUGGUUCUGCUGCCACCUAGUGGUGGCGUGGCUCAAUGUUUUGAGUUCUGUCAUGAGAAUGGCGCAAGCAUGUGAAAGUACAGCGUUUUAAUUUAAUUUGAUCCUAUAUGGGCCAAUGUGGCCUAGUUUAUCAAUGUAGUCAAAUUGAUUUCUUCUUUCUUUGUAAUGAAUCACUAUUGCUGUUUGCUGGAAAUUAUUUACUCUGAUUUAUGGGGGGACAUUAUGUUGUACUAACUCACUAAUGUACCAACUCUGUUCCACAAUUCCACUUCUACUCAGACUAAUCGUUUGUUGAAGCAGUUUUUAGAUGUUGGAAAUGGAAGGUUGUCCCUCAAGCAAGGACAAUUAUAUGUUAUUAACUGUUUUAUACAAAAUUGUAUGCGUGAUUUGUCAGAAUCUUUGUGAAUGUAAUGUCUCUAAACAUGUCCUUAAAAAUGUGAAAAGGUUGCCAAUCUGUCAUCGGAAUACUGUGGCUCUACAUAGUUUGACAGUGAAUGAGGUAUUUUUUGGAAACCAGAAACUGGUUGUGAGAAGGAUCAUUAAGUUUGAAUAUUCUUUCUUUAUUUAACAUGAUCAUCUUUCAAUCGAACAACCCUUUACUUGAAUAAGCUAUAUGAAGGAAUUUUAAUUUAUUCUAAUUGCGUUAACAUUUUGUAUAAUUUGUAUUUUUGAUAUACGAUUUAGGCAUUUUCUCUAAAUUUCUAGUUGCCAAAUCUGUUCCUAACGCCUUUCUCUGAUGUGGAACAAUUUUUCUUACAGCCUAAAGUAUGUAGCCUGGUCCAGCUCUGGUUGUGCUCCUGCCAACUCCAUUGCUGUAAUUGUCAAGACAAUCUGUUUGGCAUGACAAUGAGUGGCAUGACAUGGUAGCACAAACAGAGCUGGCACGCUGGCUAUAAAGUAUGUCCUCCAUUUUGUUUUGUGGUAUUUUGACCAACAGGAAUGACUACUAUGUUUCCUGUGAAAUGAUGAUGUCUAGCUUUGUAACACAGCUGUCUCUUUUACUUGUCUCUGUCUUUUACCGUUAAAUAUAAAUGUGUGUUUCACGCAACAGAGAUGA
Salvelinus namaycush (lake trout) is the source of this 4518-nucleotide messenger RNA. It is a transcript of the gene slc1a4, whose product is annotated as solute carrier family 1 member 4. The transcript has 8 exons. Gene Ontology annotation, biological process: L-serine transport; L-glutamate transmembrane transport. The record is from RefSeq and is a predicted model, not a curated record. Lineage: Eukaryota; Metazoa; Chordata; Actinopteri; Salmoniformes; Salmonidae. Gene Ontology annotation, cellular component: plasma membrane. Gene Ontology annotation, molecular function: L-serine transmembrane transporter activity; L-threonine transmembrane transporter activity; L-aspartate transmembrane transporter activity. Bases 106 to 1704 code for a protein of 532 amino acids.